GUAACCAGUAGUCUACUCGAGUCGGGCACGCAAAUAAAGUGCUCAAUAAUCCACUACAGAGCCAAAUAAAUUUAGGAGUUCCAGUCUGCUUGGGGCUUGAAUACAUUUUAAAUGACUACUUAACACAGUCACAGUUCAGAAGCUGAAAUCCCUAGAAAAAGGCUAUAUUUAUGUUACACCGUAUAGAGGAGAGAAAGAGAAAGCACUCUUGCAACCUUGCAUCCUGAUAUUUUUGAUAAUUGUUCACAAAUCUUACAGACUUCAGUCAUGUCAAAGGGCCAAGAAGACAAACAUCGAUGCCGACUGGUGACAGUAAAAGGGGUUCCCCUUGUGGAACCUGUCGCCGACAACUAUGACGCUGUCUCAUCCUUCUGUCCUGAUCCUUCUGACUUGCUUAUCGCUAGCUACCCCAAAGCAGGGACAACAUGUGUUUAGGAGAUAGUGGAUCUGCUUCUUCUCAACGGAGAUAUUGAGACCUGUGAAAGAGGCAUCACUCCUUUUCGAAUGCCUUUCCUGGAGAAUUCAGCUCGACCAGGCCUUUCCUCAGGUAUUGAUCUCCUGAAGCCAAUGGACCCCCCAAGAGUUAUCAAAACACAUUUGGCAUUUCAUCUCAUUCCUUUAUGGAAAACAAGUGCAAAUGCCAUGGGGCUUCUGGUAUGAUCAUGUCAAAACUUACUGGCAAGAACGAGAACAGAGGAACAUCCUUUACAUGUUCUAUGAAGACAUGAAAGAGAAUCCUCGACGUGAAGUGGAGCGCAUUAUGAGGUACCUGGACCUGUCCCUCUAUGAUGAUGUCAUCAGCCGCAUUGUGGAGCUGACGUCUUUCAAGCAAAUGAAGGAAACCCCGAUGGCCAACUACAGCUCAGUUCCUGUUUUUGACCAGUCCAUCUCUACCUACAUGAGAAAGGGACAAGUCAGUGAUUGGCAGAACCAUUUUACUUCAGAGCAGUCAGCAGAGUUUGAUGAGGACUAUAAGAAGAAAAUGAAUCACGUCUACAUUCCAUUCAAAACACAGCUCUAAACCGGCAAGUUGGGGUUUCUUCUCAAUAUUUACUACAAAGUAAUGUCCAAAACAAAAAACAAAUCAUAUUUGAAUAUUAAAGAGCAUGCUGCUUG
Molecule: messenger RNA, 1116 nt
Organism: Nerophis ophidion (straightnose pipefish)
Lineage: Eukaryota; Metazoa; Chordata; Actinopteri; Syngnathiformes; Syngnathidae
Product: sulfotransferase 1C1-like
Exons: 6
Coding region: 638-1021 (127 amino acids)
Biological process (GO): sulfation
Cellular component (GO): cytoplasm
Molecular function (GO): sulfotransferase activity
Source: RefSeq, a predicted model, not a curated record